CUCCCGUCUGUCCAUCAUGACUGGUGACCGCCUCGCUCUCACUCCCAUGUCUUCCAGGACUACCGCCUCGUCCUCUAGUGAUGGAGACUCUGCGCAACCUUGGGAAGCACAGGCUCCGCAACCUGGGCACGCACUCGAGGAGCCCAGAGAGCAGGACGAGCGGCCCACAAAGCAGGACGAGGAGCCCAGAAAGCAGGUGACUUUUGCCAGUGGCACGCAGUUUGAGUCCCCAACCGCGACCGCGCGCAAAUCCAACAAGUGGGAUCCCAGUCGUUCCCGCCGUCACCUUGUAUACGCCAUCAAGCUCACCGAGGAGGGAUUCCGCGGCUGGAGCGCCGCUCAUCUAUCCCCUCCUCCCGCCGACCUGGAAGGAGAAGCCCUGGAAGGGCAGGGAAGGCCUCUAGAAGAGCAGGGAAUCCCUCCAGAAGAGCAGUGGAAGGCCUUGAAGGGCGUCAUGUCUUGCCUUAUCCCCUGGGAUUGUAGCGAGGACUUCGAUCUGCCGGUCGUCAAGGAGUCGUAUGUCACGCUGGCGAGGGAUGGGGACGAACGCGUCCCUGUUGUUCCUCUCGCUGAUAAUCGAGCGAGAGCAAGACACCAUCGUCGCCCGCCGCCGGAGGAGGUCAUCGCGCAGGUGGCGGAGGCUAUGUUCCAGCCUGGGGCGGUUCCGGAGUGGUACCAGGUUGCACGUUGAGGUGAUUUUGGAGACUGUCCUACUGGUUAUACGUCUUUUGCUGACGUGGGCUGGUAUACCGUAUCCCAAGUCGGCCUCAUGGAUUCGUCGCUUUGACUUUUUAUCUGUCUUUACUAUCUGCUACGCCUGUGCCUGGCCCAAAUCACUCCUCUCGAACGAUGAAAGUGUAUGCUAUUCAAGAGCAAGCCUGCGAAGUAUUUACGGAAGAUGCGCUACAAGACUCCAAUAUGCCCGAUAUCAUAUACAGUGUGCGAGGCUG
This is a messenger RNA of Schizophyllum commune H4-8, 950 nucleotides long. RefSeq lists its product as uncharacterized. NCBI's taxonomy places the organism in Eukaryota, Fungi, Basidiomycota, Agaricomycetes, Agaricales, Schizophyllaceae. Bases 17 to 691 code for a protein of 224 amino acids. The transcript has a single exon. The record is from RefSeq and is a predicted model, not a curated record.